UCUUCACCAUCCUGUUUCUAAUUAGUUUUUGUCUGAUUUACACUGAUGCUCAGUACCCAAGUGAUUAAUACGAUAAAGGACACUCUGUGUGUCACUAUUUUUGUGAUAUUUUUUACUUCAAGUGAUCCCUACAAAACCCUCCAUUUUCUCUUUGUUUCGUGACCGACCUUUGUCUCUGGCUACUUUGACCACUUAACCCUACACAUCAGAAAUCCGAGAAACUAUCAGUAGCAAACAAAACUUCUCCUCUUCUCUCUCACUCUCACUCUCAGUCUUUAUAUUUCUUUGUUUCUUUUGCUCUCACUAAACUAAUAUCUUUUGCUCACUAUAAGGUUUGUAUUGUUCAACGAGAAAUAUGCAGGUGGCGAAGAAAACUUCGGGACUCCGAAUGGCUAGCAGUGUAGCAAUCAACAGCGAGCCUCCAACAUCAAAAGCAAUGAACCAGUUCGACAACCCAUACGAGAUAGUGAGGCAUCUGGCUUCAAGUAAUGCGGUGGUGUUAUUCAGUAUGAGCGGCUGCUGCAUGUGCACCGUGGCAAAGCGUCUCCUCUUUGGCCUCGGCGUUGGCCCUACUAUCAUAGAGUUGGACCACCACUCCGCUGGUGCUGACAUCCAGGCCGUCCUCUUCCAGCUUGCAUCGGACGGGCAGCAGCCAGUCCCGGCCAUCUUUGUUGGUGGCAAGUUUCUGGGCGGCAUUGAGACGCUUAUGGCUUGUCAUAUCAACGGCACACUGGUGCCUCUUCUCAAGGAUGCCGGUGCUCUUUGGCUCUAAAAUCUAAUCUUGAUUAGCGGAUAUAUGUCAGUUAAUUCUUCUCGUCUAACAUGAUUAGGGUUGUACAGAGUGGAGGACAAGGUGACACGACCCUCUCGUUCUGGCUAAAAUACUAUUUAUGCUUGUUCUAACAUUAUGUUAAUUAUGAUAUAUAUAAAUAUGCGAAGUUGUAUCUUGCCGGAAUUUAGAUAUGGUAGCCGGCGGCAGAAUGAAAAUUUAGGAU
Messenger RNA from Manihot esculenta (cassava), 995 nucleotides. Its product is annotated as glutaredoxin-C9. Bases 356 to 772 code for a protein of 138 amino acids. The transcript has a single exon. The record is from RefSeq and is a predicted model, not a curated record. NCBI's taxonomy places the organism in Eukaryota, Viridiplantae, Streptophyta, Magnoliopsida, Malpighiales, Euphorbiaceae.